CCCAUGGAACUAAGGAAUCAAACGAGUGCAUCUGAAUUCAUUCUUCUUGGCCUUUCGGAAAACCCAGAACAGGAAACUCUCCUCUUUGCUCUGUUCCUCUGCAUGUAUUUAGUAACGGCCAUGGGAAACCUAUUAAUAAUUCUAGCUAUCACCUCUGACUCCCACCUCCAAACCCCCAUGUACUUCUUUGUGGCUAACCUCUCCUUAGUUGAUUUCUGCCUUACCACUGACACCAUCCCCCAAAUGCUGGUGAACAUCCAAACUGGGAGCAAGUCUAUCUCUUAUCCUUGCUGCCUGAUUCAGAUGUACUUUUUCCAUUUCUUUGGCAUUAUUGACAGUCUAUUAAUCGCUGUGAUGGCUUAUGACAGGUUUGUGGCCAUAUGUCACCCCUUGCAUUACACUACCAUCAUGAGCCCACGCCUCUGUAUCUUGAUGGCUGGUAGUCCUUGGAUAUUUUCCUUCUUCAUGUCCCUCACCCAUAUCCUCUUAAUGGUUCGCCUGGUUUUCUGUGGCAGCAAUGAGGUUCCUCAUUACUUCUGUGACCUCACUCCUCUGCUCCGGCUGUCUUGCACUGACACCACAAUGAACAAGGUUUUUGUGUUCAUUGUGGCAGGGUUAGUGUUAGCGAUUCCUUUUAUCUGCAUCCUGGCGUCUUAUGUUCAUAUCACUUUGGCCAUCAUGAGGGUUCCUUCAGCAAAUGGCAGGAAAAAAGCCUUUUCCACCUGUAGCUCUCACCUCGCUGUGGUCGCCCUUCUAUAUGGGACUACAAUUGGGGUCUAUCUAUGCCCUUCAUCUGUCCGCACAGCUGUGAAAGAAAAGGCGUCUGCUGUAAUGUACACUGCAGUCACGCCCAUGCUGAACCCCUUUAUUUAUAGCCUGAGGAACAGGGAUUUGAAGGGAGCCCUAAGGAAUCUUAUCAACAGAAAAAUCACCUCCUCUGCCUGA
Molecule: messenger RNA, 945 nt
Organism: Echinops telfairi (small Madagascar hedgehog)
Lineage: Eukaryota; Metazoa; Chordata; Mammalia; Afrosoricida; Tenrecidae
Product: olfactory receptor 24-like
Exons: 1
Coding region: 4-945 (313 amino acids)
Biological process (GO): G protein-coupled receptor signaling pathway
Cellular component (GO): membrane
Molecular function (GO): G protein-coupled receptor activity; olfactory receptor activity
Source: RefSeq, a predicted model, not a curated record